CUUCUGUUUCCACAGCAGCUGCUCAUCGCUCGUACCAACCGGCGGCUCAAGCUUCUUACCAACCGGCAGCUCAAGCUUCUUACCAACCCGUCGCUCAAGCUUCGUAUCAACAACCAAUUGCUGCUCCUUCAGUUCCUCAAAAGGCAAGAAAACCACCAACUCCUCAAGCCAAACCGGCCAAGAAGGCUGCUGCACCUCCUCCAGCACCUAGAGCUACUGAACAAGCUAAGAAAGCGGCACCUCCACCACCUCCUCCAGCACCACCAGCGGCAGUAUCAGCACCCAAAACUCCAAAGUAUCCUACUUACAAGGUGAACUUUGACUACGACGGCUCGGUGGCCGGGAUGGGCACCUUUGUCUUACAUGGAAAAAUGUGAACCUCCAGCCAGUAUUUUUGGCACAAGAGGACACGUUGUCCCUCCUCCUCCCCCACCGCCAACAGCUGUACACGCCACUGCUCAAUCGACUGGCC
Molecule: messenger RNA, 472 nt
Organism: Yamadazyma tenuis ATCC 10573
Lineage: Eukaryota; Fungi; Ascomycota; Pichiomycetes; Serinales; Debaryomycetaceae
Source: RefSeq, a predicted model, not a curated record